AUGAGGACGCAACAGAAGCGACUAGUGUGCAUCCUUCUACCCAACAAGCAGCACCUGGACUGUACAGUCAGGGUAAAAGCCAGAGGCCGUGAGGUGUUGAACAGUGUGCUGAAGCAUCUUGGCGUCAGUGAUCUCCAAGUCUUCGGCCUGGCUGUUCUUAGAGAUAAUGAAUAUCUCUUUCUUGAUUUGGACCAAAAGCUGAGCAAGUACUUUGGUAAAACAUGGAGCAGAGGCUCUACAACAGUCCCAUUCAUUGUCUUUCUGAGAGUGCAGUAUUAUGUAGAGAAUGGACAGCUAAUAUUGAGCAGCAAAGUGCAGCAGCUCUACUACACCGAGCUAAGGCAGAAGGUGCUGCUCUCGCAGAGCCGCCAUCAGGAAGCUCUGUUUUUCCAACUGGCAGCUUCUGCACUUCAAGCUGACGUCGGAGAUCUGGAGCAGAGAGAGGGGAAUGAAAGACAGAAGAGGAAACACAGAAGUUACUUUCUUCCUGAAGAUUACUUCCCCUCAUGGCUGAUAAAGCGUCGAGGACGAGACUACCUGCUCCAGCACUGCCCUGUGUUGCAUGCUGAGCUGAGAGGUGUGUCACGUAGCUGUGCUAUUCUGCAGUUUAUAAAAGAGGCCAGCGGCCUGCAGGAUGGACCAGUCACCUUCUACAGGAUGAGACAGAAAAAAGAGCAGAGAAGUUCCAUCCUUCUUGGUGUGGCAGUGGCGGGAGUCCAUGUCUAUCAGGAGGUGGAAGGGAAACUGGGUCUCUUGUAUGAUUUUUCCUGGACCGAUAUUGACCGCUUCACUUUCCAGGGCAGCAGGUUUGAAAUCACUGCAGUGGGCUCUCUGUGCCUCCCUAAGCUGGUGUAUUACACUCACUCAGCCUUCCACUCCAAACACAUCCUGAAGCACCUCAGUGACAGUCACUGGCUCCAGAUCAGCACCAGAGAUGCAGUCAACUACAUCCAACAGCUGGAAGACAUGCAGGCCAGUCAGUUCUAUAAAGAGGCCUACAUCUGUGACACAGCACGCUUAAUACAGAGACUCCAAAGCAGCAGCCUCACAUCCUCCAUGUCUGACUGCACUGUUGCUCUGGGAACAAGCACAGCCUGGUCUAAAGAGGAGGAGGAUGAGGAGGAAGAUGAAUGCUCUGUCACAGAGUUUGAGUUGUGCGUUGAUGACCCAGAGGAGGUUUUUGUUGACAACCCAGCUGAGGUGGCCUGGCUUGCUGAGCUGAUGCAUGGUGUGUCUAUCAAUGGCCCUUUAGUGUUACCUUCUUCUUGGGCAGAUGUCACCAUGGAAAUGAAACAGGUUCUGAGGAGGAGAGCUGAUGAAGGGAAAGCAGAUGAAGGGAGAGCUGAUGAAGGGAGAGCUGAUGAAGGGGUUUCUGUGGACUAAUGUACAGCCAGACGUAAGAUGGACUCACCACAAGUUCCGCAGCCUGGGACAAGACCCCGAAUACUACUGUCCUGAUGCUCACAUUGCUUUUUAAAUUAGUAAUGAUAGACCUGACAAAUUUUGUACUUCAUGCAUAAAUUAUGCUAAUAAUUAUUGGUUAGUUUCAUUGCAACCUAUUCUCCAACAAAUUCCUUUAACAUCCUGUAUGUAGAUAAUAAAAAGGAAAAAAAAAAGUUUUUUAACAGGAUAUAUUUUGAAAGUUUUAAUAGUUUUCCACUGGCUUGAUGUUUAGAUUAUGUUCAUGCAUUGUUUGAAAUCUAAUUCAAUGACAGAUUUUACUGGAUUCUUAUUGCUAAAUUUAACUUACGUGUAUGAAAUUUGCAAAAUACUACACAGUGGUUCAG
Molecule: messenger RNA, 1787 nt
Organism: Toxotes jaculatrix (banded archerfish)
Lineage: Eukaryota; Metazoa; Chordata; Actinopteri; Toxotidae
Product: FERM domain-containing protein 6-like
Exons: 13
Coding region: 1-1383 (460 amino acids)
Biological process (GO): positive regulation of hippo signaling
Cellular component (GO): cytoplasmic side of apical plasma membrane; cytoskeleton
Source: RefSeq, a predicted model, not a curated record